CAUUAAAUCAACUGCGAACGUUGCUUCAGCUGUCAGCUCUGAAAAUGCUGAGUAGGUGUGACAAGCUACUAUUUCCUAGAGUAGCUGCAGCUAAUCAACAAUAAGCAGAAACAACAAACUCGGAUUAAACUCAAACACUAACAGAAUGGCUAUUCACAAAGCAGGAUCUUAUUUCAACAGAUUGCAAUGCAAGCACUGAUAUUUUCAAACAGACAAACAUCUAAGUCAGACAGUGAGCAACACUUCCGCUAAUGAUGAAACCGCCAUCUCACACUCAAACAUCACUUACUGAAACACUGCAGUAGCCGCAGUCUUCAUUCCAAGGACAGGGACAGUGACGGCUAAAAGAAGAAUAGCUGGCUUCUCAACUGCAACAAGGUCUACUUAAAACUCUAACAUGAGCAAAUUUGGAGUGAAAUGGUGUUUCGGGUUAAUACUUUUAUCAGCUAUCUUCAUAUAUGUGGCAAUUGUCAAACUUCCAAAUUACUUUAAGAAUUAUACAGUGCAAAGGAACAGCGACGUGUUUCUGCAAAACUGUAGUAUACACUGUCCUGCAAUAAUGAAUGGUGAUAAGGAAGCAUGCCAGCUUGGAAACCAUUGCCAAAAGCAGGUCAAGCCUGAAAAAUUUCACAUUCAAGACCCAAUCAACUGCACCAGAAUCAAACAAGAAUAUCACUUCAUAACAGGUUCACUGUCACAAGAAGAAGCCAGCUAUCCCUUGGCGUAUAUUAUCACAAUUCACAAAGAGUUUGAAAUGUUUGUAAAACUUCUGCGAGCAAUUUAUAACACAGACAAUGUUUACUGUAUUCAUGUUGACCAAAAGUCACCAGAAGAUUAUAAAAGAAACGUGAAGAAAUUGACAGACUGCUUUGAAAACAUUUCUGUAGCUUCAAAAAUAGAACAUGUUGUUUAUGCUGGUUUUUCACGCCUGCAAGCAGACAUAAACUGUAUGAAAGAUCUCGCAAGCUCAAAGGUUAAGUGGAAGCAUGUUAUCAAUCUCUGCGGACAAGAUUUCCCAAUUAAAACUAAUAGGGAAAUCAUUUUGCACAUUAAAAGUAAAUGGCAGGGCAAAAAUAUCACACCAGGAAUACAACAACCACCAAAUAUGAAAUACAGGACAGAAUACAGCUACAAAGAGCAUAUCAAUAAUGAUAAAUCUUAUGUUUAUCGAACUGACAAGAAGAAAGCCAAACCACCUCUGGGUCUCGCUCUUUAUUUUGGAAUGGCAUACUAUGCACUCACAAGAAACUUUGUGCAAUUUAUACUGGAAGAUGCACGUGCCAAAGUUCUUCUUGAGUGGUCACAGGAUACAUAUAGCCCUGAUGAGCACUUCUGGGUGACAAUGAAUCGUUUAAAAGAUGCACCUGGUGCAACCCCAGACAGUACAUGGGAAGGCAAUGUACGGGCAGUAAAAUGGGCACCCAAUGCCGGACCAUCAACAGAGGGCUGUAAUGGACAUUACGUCCAUGACAUUUGUGUGUAUGGCCUCCAAGAUUUAAAAUGGAUUGUUGAACAACAAGAUAUGUUUGCCAAUAAAUUUGACAUGUCGUCACCUCUGACUGUUAAGUGUAUUGAAACAUGGCAUAGGAAUCGCACACUUAGUCAAGCUUCAGCAACUAUACAGCCACACUGGUACCUCGAGGAUUAAAAAUAUUUUGAAAUGAAGAUGAACAUUUGACUAAAAGCACUUAAUAGAAUGAUAAACUAAUCUCAGAGAAUCAGAUCUGGUUUUCGGAUGUCUUCCGCAAGGUUUUUAGAAAUUAAAUAAUUAUAGAAGAUAGCCGUUUAUGCUCAUGUGUGCAAUUAAGAAUAAAGAUAAUUGGAUGAGUGAAUCAUUAAUUCCUAAUGAAUCAUAGGAAGUAUCCAUAUAAAGUGCUUGCUACUUGACAUCACUUACAUAACUCAGUUUGUGGAAAAUACCACUUGAUUCACAACUGCACUGUGCCGAUGUGAAACAACCAGUUUAACUUGUUUUGUCAAAUGUUUGAGAUAGUUGCCUUUCCAGUCUACUUUAGGACAGACCAGCCAUUUUGCAAACUCAACUUCUGUGGCUGAAAAAGAAUAAGUAAUAUUUUGAUCCCACUGACCUGCAAGAUAGCUUCAAUGCCUUCUAUUACUGCAUUAUGCUAGCAAGACGAGCAAAAGGCUAGUGUUCUCUUUACAAGAUUGCUUAUAAGGCAAAUUAAUAGCAGAUGAAGCCAUAUGAUUCCCAGCCUGCACCUCGAAUGGUGAAGGUAGACGUGUCAUAGAAAAUAGUGGAGAACAUACCAGAGAAUUUCUCAACAGUGCACUGAGGCAAGGGUCAGGUUAGACUACUUCCCCACAAAAGUGAAUAUUUUAAAUUCACUUAUCGGGGUGAAGUCACUGGCUGGCCAGCCAGCAUUUAUUGCCCAUUUCUAUUUGCCCUUGAAAAGAUGGUGGUGAACUGCCUUCUUGAACCACCACAAUCCACAUGCUAUUGGCUAACCAACAAUGCCCUGAGGGACGAAAUUCCAGGAUUUUGAGCCAGUGACAGUGAAAGAACUGCAAUAUAUUUCUGAGUGAGGAUGGUGACUGGUUGGGAAAGAUUGCAGAUAGAUUUUAUUUUGUUCAAAAAGCACACACAAUUUAUAGACAGUCAGUCAAUGUAGCGUCUUAUAAAUUCUUACUUUAGAAAUAAAACCAGUCUGACUCCGAACAGAUUCCAAACAAGGUCUCACACCUAACAUGCAUUGUCUGGCCUAAAACAUCACCUCUUCUUUACACUGAUAAAACCUUCUGUUUUCUCAGGCGUAUGACUUGAAAGGAAUUCAGGGAUUUACAUAUACAUAUUAAUCAAUGAAAAACUUCCAUCUGAUUAAAGAUUUAACAGCAUUUUAGGUUUGUUUAGUACAUCCUCAAUGGUGUGAAUCUGUGAUCUUUUAUUUAUAACUUGCGUGUCUGAUACCACCUCUCUCACUAACACCUGAAGGAAGAGAGGCGCUCUGAAAGCUUGUGCUUUCAAAUAAAGCUGUUGCACUAUAGCCUGGUGUCAUGCGAUUUCUGACUUCGUCCACCCCAAUCCAACACCACCACCACCUCAUCAUCAUGGAAAGUAACUGGCAGAUGGAGGUGUUCCAGUGUAUUUGCUGCCCUUUACCUUCUAGAUGGAAGUGGUCAUGUGUUUAGAAGGUGCUAUUAAGGAUCUUUGGUGAUUUUUUGCAGUAGAUCUUGUUGAUAGUGCACACCAAUGCCACUGAGCAUUGGUAGUCAAGCGAGUGGAUAUUUGUAGAUGUGGUGUCAAUCAAGCAAGUUGCUUUGUUUUGGACACAAACUCCUUGAAUGCUACCAGAGCUGCACACAUCCAGGCAAGUGGGGAGUAUUCCAUCACACUAGUGAUUUGUGCCAUGUAGAUGGUAGACAGGCUUGGGGGAGUCAGAAGGUCAGUUAGUCACCAUAGUUUCUCGCCUCUGACCUGCUCUUGAGAGCACUGUUUUUAUGUGAUGAGUCCGAUUGAGUCUCUGGUCAACGGUAACCCCAAGGACAUUGAUAGUGGGGAGUUCAGUGAUGGUAACACCAUCGAAUGUCAAAGUGUGAUGGUUAAAUUGUCUUUAUUGGAGAUGAUCAGUGCCUGGCAUCUGUGGGGCGUGAAUGUUACUUGCCACUUGUUAGCCCAAACCUAGAUACUGGCACUGGAGGCAGCUCAAAAGACAUUUGUCUAAUUCUGGAGAUGAAAAGGUUGACUUAACAAGAAUUGCUAAACAGGUUUGGGCUUUAUUUAUUAGUUUAGAAGAAUGAGGGAUGACCUUACUAAAAUAUACUGGGUUCUAAAAAGGACUAGACAGGGUAGAUUUUGAGAAAAUAUUUCCAGUAUUGGGGUAAGGUCAAAUUUAAAAAUAAGAUGCCAAAAAAUGCUUUCUCUGAGGGUGGUGAAUGUCUGAAAUUCUCUAUCCCAGAGAGUUGUGGAGGCUAGAUCAUUGAAUGUAUUUAAAGAGAAAGUUGAUAAACCUUUGUAUUGUAACAGUAAAAGGUUACGAGCAGCUGACACAAAAGAGGAAUUGAAUCCUGAGGCAGAAAGACACGAUCUUACAGAAUGGUGGGGCAGGUUUGAGAACAGCCUACCCCCUGCUCCUAUUUUGUAUGUUCUUAUAUUCUGAUGAAAGAUGGGCUAGGCUGGUGUGUUUUCUUUCAUGCAAAAAAAUGGGUGAGGGAGGGCCUAAUGGAAUUAUGUAAGAUAAUUAUGUAAGAGAGAUUGGGUAGAUAGAAAGACAUUUUUUUCCCCUAUUCAAGGAGUGCAUCAAUGACCACGGGCCAAAGACUUAAGGCAGGAGGUAGAAAGUUAAGAGUGGAGUUGAGGAGAAAUUUUUUGACCCGGAAGCUGGCAGAAGUCUGCGACUCAUUGCCUGGAGUCAGCAAUAGCCUCCAGAACUGCGGGGGAGAAAGCUGGAAAAUAAGAUUAGUGUAGUCAGAUCUUUGCUGAUCGGUGCAGGCGCAACAGGCCAAAUAGCCUCCUUCUGAGCUGUAAACGUACAUAAGGCUAGAUCUCAUUUAGUCAAAAAAUACAUGCUCUCUCUACCUCAAACUACCGGGGAAAAACAAUCUUUUUCAACUUUAAGAUGGCUCUCGUAAUACUGGCAAACCAUUAUUUUCUGUUUUAUAAUAACGUUUUUAUCUAUAUUGAAUCAUGUAU
Stegostoma tigrinum is the source of this 4648-nucleotide messenger RNA. RefSeq names its product glucosaminyl (N-acetyl) transferase family member 7 (gene gcnt7). The record is from RefSeq and is a predicted model, not a curated record. Lineage: Eukaryota; Metazoa; Chordata; Chondrichthyes; Orectolobiformes; Stegostomatidae. The transcript is spliced from 5 exons. Gene Ontology annotation, cellular component: membrane. Gene Ontology annotation, molecular function: acetylglucosaminyltransferase activity. The coding region runs from base 398 to 1648 and encodes 416 amino acids.